CCGCCCAGCGCCUCCCCUGGCACCCGCUCGCUCCUCGCUGGGGCGGGACGUGGCCCGACGGCUCCGGUCACUAUGGGAUGGGAACAGCCCUGUCUUGUCAGCAUGUGGUGAUGCCAGGGUUGACACAGGAUGCACAUUCAGGAACUGGGGGUCAGGGGAGUGAAACAUCUUUCAACCUAAUAUCAGAAAAAUGUGACAUUCUAUCCAUUCUUCGGGAUCAUCCUGAAAACAGGAUUUACCAGAGGAAAAUCCAGGAACUCAGCAAAAGAUUCACCUCCAUCCGGAAGACCAAAGGUGACGGGAACUGCUUCUACAGGGCCUUGGGCUAUUCCUACCUGGAGUCUUUGCUGGGCAAGAGCAGGGAGAUCCUCAAGUUCAAAGAGCGUGUGCUACAGACCCCAAACGACCUUCUGGCUGCCGGCUUCGAGGAGCACAAGUUCAGAAACUUCUUUAAUGCUUUUUACAGUGUGGUGGAGCUGGUAGAGAAGGAUAGCUCAGUGUCCAGCCUGCUGAAGGUGUUUAACGACCAGAACUCCUCGGACCGGAUCGUGCAGUUCUUACGACUCCUCACCUCAGCCUUCAUCAGGAACCGAGCUGACUUCUUCCGACACUUCAUCGAUGAGGAGAUGGACAUCAAAGACUUCUGCACUCACGAAGUGGAGCCCAUGGCCAUGGAGUGUGACCACGUACAGAUCACGGCCCUGUCGCAGGCACUCAACAUUGCUCUGCAGGUGGAGUAUGUCGACGAGAUGGACACCGCUCUGAACCACCAUGUGUUCCCCGAGGCUGCCAUCCCUUCAGUUUAUCUGCUCUAUAAAACAUCCCACUACAACAUCCUUUACGCAGCUGAAAAACACUGAUUAAUUUUAGGCCAUGCCAGAGCCUGUCAUCUAAUGGACUGCAUUCUGAAUGGAACAUUCUGCCUUGGCGAUUUUUUGAGUGACUUAGACAACUAGAAAACAGAUAGCCUUUUGGGUAAAGCCACACUGAACUGAGACCUGUGCCCACUAUGGACUGUGAUGACUUAAUAGGAAUUUUAGUAUUUAUUUUGAUAGAUGAUAUAAUGCCUGCUAACUCUGGACUACAAGGCCAGAAACUCUGUCUCUGUACCCAUUUACUUCAAGAACCUCAUUGGACCUAUUUAUCUGGAAGAGGUUCCUGACAGUGUUGAUAUGCUGCUGUGUGAAAAUGGGGACCAUUGGGCUUGUCCUCAGCCAGGGCAGUGGCCUCAUAGGGGAGAAAAGCUCAGGCCAGCUGUCAUGUUCAGGUGACUUUACCAGACCUCUGAAGAGCCUAGUCCAGCUCUGUUGGGUGGGUCAUGGUAGACUGUCUGAAUGUGAGGCCGUGUGUCCUUUCCAUUCUGGUGGCUAUGCUGUCCCAUUCACUGAAGGAGAGGGAACAAAAACAAAGACUUUUACCAAAGUCCAGAAAAGGAUUUUGGCCUUCAGCACAAAGCUCAGGUUUUGAGGUCCCUCUACCUCUCAGGACCAGACAGAACUCCUUCAGGGUUCUGUUGUCAACCCCACCUGGAUAAGGCUUGCCAAGGACUAGGGUCUGUACCUGAGUCAGUGUGGCCAUGUCUGGGACCAAGGGGCUACAGCUGCCCAUCGUCCCCAAUGACUUCUACAAGUAGGCUCGAGGUAGUCGGCUGGGUAUGUGCAGCACGGACCUGGAAGGGCAGAGGACAGGUUUCCCAAGGCUCUUGGGUUUUCCUCAGCCCGGCUUCAUAGGCAGUGAGGCAGGGAAGGACAGACAAGCCAUAGACCUAGCAGCAGGGCCAUUUCCUCCUCUGCACAUGCUCCUUAAUUGCCACUUGCCUUGCCUUGCUGCCUCAAGACCUUUAGAAGUCUGCCUGAGGACACACCCAGCAGCUGCUGGCCACACCCUCCUCUAGGACAACCAUGGGACCAUGCCUGGCCUUCCUUGGUUACAGGGCUCCCUCAUGCUAUUGGUGCUACUGUGUGGUCUGCUGACAGCCUGCACACAGGGCUGGGACAGGAUCCUGAUCCUGAGCCUUACACAAUUCAGAUUUGUAUCUGUCCUUCUGUUUGGUUUAAGCCAAAAAAAAAAAAAAAAAAAAAAAAAAACCAAAACCAAAAACCCCAAAACAAAAAAAACCCAAGAUGUCUGGAGUGUGGAGUUUCCAAGACCACCCUCCGCCAACAUUUAGAUCCAAAUGCUCCAGCUAAGUGAGUCUGCCGCUGGCACAGGACUGUCAAUCUGCCCUCAUCUUCUGAUGUGUUCACUGUCCCACCGUGAUCUGGGUAUCUAUGGCAGGCAGGCUGCCCACAGCGUGGGCACCCAUUCCCACGACUGUCUUCAGCCAGUAUUCUCCGUUUCCAGGCUUAAUGGUAUGAGCACAGGGUGCCUGACGGAUGGAUGGUCUAGGCUGCUCCCCAGGACUUCUCAAGAGCCUGGGGACAAGGGGAUGGGCUUGAGAACAUGCUAAAGCCUGGCCGAGCAUAGCAAAUUCCUGGCUAGUCCUGCCAGCUCUUUCUAGAGGAAACAAUGGAGCGCAGGUACUGAGAGCUCAUCUUUGAAUCCUUCACUCUCCCAGAACAGCCAGUGGGGACAGUAACAGAGUGGUGCACACUGCAAUCUGUCUUCCAAGAACAGAUGCAAGUGCUGGGGCCAGCUGCCCAAGUUCAACUGUGUGAUCUUGGUCAAACGCCUUCACCCCUGGAGCAAGGAAGCACGCCACCUCAGAAGGGAACCGGGUCUAAGAGCCAAGUAAAUAGCCAUCCUGGGAAAGUCGGGCUUGGGGUUCCAGGAAUACCCAAGGCCGAGCCCUACACCCUCCCUCCCUCCAGUGGAAACAUCUUUCUAGUAUUAAAAGUUUCUAUAAACAA
Molecule: messenger RNA, 2849 nt
Organism: Apodemus sylvaticus (European woodmouse)
Lineage: Eukaryota; Metazoa; Chordata; Mammalia; Rodentia; Muridae
Gene: Otub2
Product: OTU deubiquitinase, ubiquitin aldehyde binding 2
Exons: 7
Coding region: 78-860 (260 amino acids)
Biological process (GO): protein K48-linked deubiquitination; negative regulation of double-strand break repair
Cellular component (GO): nucleus
Molecular function (GO): ubiquitin binding; cysteine-type deubiquitinase activity
Source: RefSeq, a predicted model, not a curated record